Oppiella nova is the source of this 1974-nucleotide messenger RNA. Lineage: Eukaryota; Metazoa; Arthropoda; Arachnida; Sarcoptiformes; Oppiidae. The record is from the annotation of a GenBank genome assembly.
AUGCACUGCAUUUGCGACUUGUUGUUCUACCAAACCACCCAUGGCAUACUCGUUAUCUUGAGUUGCAUGGUGGUUAUCGCGUGUCAAAAACCCACAACCGACAUUGUCAAAGAAUCUAAAGAGGCGCCACAAAAAGAAAAUCCUAUUCCUGAUUUAACCCAAAUUUGCCAAAAUCUCAAAAAUGAGAUGCUGGCAAUCAACGCAAAAAGAACCACGCUUGCGAUAGAACAAGUCAAUCAAGAUAUUCGUAUGUGUUUACCUUUGAUGAAACCUGCGGAACAAAUGGAAUUGAUGCAUCAGUCGAAACGCUUACCCAAUGUCCGUGAAACUUGGAUUGAAGAACGUGCCGAUACUGAGCAUUUAGCCAGCUUAACCUCUAAAUUUGGCCAAGAACGUCUGAAAGAUAUUCGUACUGCUGAAAUCCGUUUUGCCCAUAUUCAAAAACCACGUCGUGCAAAAACAGGCAACAAUGUCACACAAAUGCAUUAUGCCAAACAAGGCAUCAUCACGCCUGAAAUGGAAUACAUUGCGAUUCGUGAAAAUCAGCGCCAGCAUGAAGGUGUCGAUAUGCGCCAGCAUGCAGGACAAAAUUUUGGUGCACACAACCUCAUGGAAAUUACCCCUGAAUUUGUGCGUAAAGAAGUCGCUGAAGGUCGUGCCAUUAUUCCAGCCAAUAUUAACCAUCCUGAAUGCGAACCCAUGAUCAUUGGGCGUAAUUUCUUGGUAAAAAUCAAUGCCAAUAUUGGCAACUCAGCUUUGGGUUCAUCGAUUGAUGAAGAAGUAUCGAAAAUGACUUGGGCAACCCGUUGGGGUGCUGACACCAUCAUGGACUUAUCGACAGGUAAAAAUAUCCAUGAAACCCGUGAAUGGAUUAUCCGCAACUCACCAGUUCCAAUUGGUACGGUACCAAUUUAUCAAGCACUUGAAAAAGUCGAUGGUGUUGCUGAAGACCUGACAUGGGAAAUCUUUAAAGACACCCUGAUUGAACAAGCGGAGCAAGGUGUCGAUUAUUUCACCAUUCACGCUGGGGUCUUAUUACGUUAUGUGCCGAUGACAGCCAAUCGGUUAACGGGGAUCGUAUCACGCGGUGGUUCGAUCAUGGCGCAAUGGUGUUUGGCGCAUCAUGAAGAAAACUUCCUCUAUACGCAUUUUGAUGAAAUCUGCGAAAUCAUGAAAGCCUAUGAUGUAUCUUUCAGCUUAGGUGAUGGUUUACGUCAUGAUCGAAGGACCAGAGAUGGUUUACGUCCGGGCUGUAUUCAGGAUGCCAAUGAUGAAGCACAAUUUUCCGAAUUACGCACUUUGGGUGAACUGACCCAUCGGGCAUGGAAACAUGAUGUUCAGGUCAUGAUCGAAGGACCAGGCCAUGUUCCAAUGCAUAUGGUUAAAGAAAAUAUGGACUUGCAACUUGAAGUUUGUCAGGAAGCUCCUUUCUAUACUCUUGGCCCCCUCACCACCGAUAUUGCUCCGGGCUAUGACCAUAUUACCUCUGCGAUUGGUGCAGCGAUGAUUGGUUGGUACGGCACUGCAAUGUUGUGUUAUGUGACCCCUAAAGAGCAUUUGGGUCUGCCCAAUAAGAAAGAUGUUAAAGACGGGAUUAUCACCUAUAAAAUCGCAGCCCAUGCGGCGGAUUUAGCCAAAGGUCAUCCGGGCGCACAAGUUCGUGACAAUGCUUUAUCUAAAGCACGCUUUGAGUUCCGUUGGGAAGAUCAAUUCAAUCUCAGCUUAGAUCCUGAUACUGCAAGAUCAAUGCAUGAUGAAACCAUGCCUAAAGAAGCACAUAAGUCAGCACACUUCUGUUCAAUGUGCGGACCUAAGUUCUGUUCGAUGAAAAUCACCCAAAACGUGCGAGAUUAUGCACAAAAUCAACAAAAUGCAGCCCACCCUGUAAAUAGCGAAACGCUUAUAGAAGAUGGUCUCAAAACCAUGAAAUCCGUUUAUCAGGAACAAGGGCAAAAGUUGUACCAUAAAGUGUAA